AUGGCAAUAUUAUCUGAAUACGAAGAAGAGGAUCAAAAGAAGCCGACGACUUCGUCUGUCAAAAAGGCACAGUUUAGCUCCGUGCUUGAUCCGUCGGACCCGAUUGGAUUUCUGGAGAAGGUUUUUGAGUUUGUUGCAAGGGAGAGUGAUUUUUUCAAGAGCAAUUCGUUGGUGAAUGAUGUGAGUGCUGUGGUUCGGAUGGUGAAGGACAAAGUGGAGGCCGAGGAGAAGAAGAGGACGAAGGAAUUGAAGGCCAAAGAAAAUGCAAAGGCCGAAAAGGAAGCAAAGGUGGAGCCACCAGUUGCUGAGGCGGUGCAAAAGGAAGUGGUGAAGGCAACGGUGGCUGAGAAGGAGGUAAAUAGAGAAAGUGAGACCAAGGUGGAUGAGAAAAAAGGGCCUCGAGCUCCUAACAAAGGAAACGGUUUGGAUAUGGAUAACUAUUCUUGGGGUCAAUCAUUGCAAGAGGUUAACAUCACUGUUCCCGUUCCUCCUGGAACGAAGUCGAGGUUCAUUACAUGUGAAAUAAAGAAGAAUUAUCUAAAAGUUGGGCUUAAAGGCCAAUCUCCUGCCAUCGAUGGGGAACUUUUUCAGCCUGUGAAGGUUGAGGACUGCUUCUGGAGCUUAGAGGAUCAGAAAUCCAUCUCUGUACUCCUAACCAAGCAGAACCAGAUGGAAUGGUGGAAAUAUUUAGUGAAGGGUGAGCCCGAGAUUGAUACUCAGAAAGUAGAACCUGAAAACAGCAAACUGUCGGACCUGGAUCCCGAAACCCGUACAACUGUGGAAAAAAUGAUGUUUGACCAACGACAGAAAUCCAUGGGCCUUCCGACAAGUGAUGAGAUGCAGAAACAAGAGAUUCUGAAGAAGUUUAUGGCUGAGCACCCGGAAAUGGACUUUUCGAAGGCAAAGAUCAAUUAA
Molecule: messenger RNA, 915 nt
Organism: Fraxinus pennsylvanica
Lineage: Eukaryota; Viridiplantae; Streptophyta; Magnoliopsida; Lamiales; Oleaceae
Source: the annotation of a GenBank genome assembly